Carcharodon carcharias (great white shark) is the source of this 3772-nucleotide messenger RNA. RefSeq names its product nucleolar protein 6 (RNA-associated) (gene nol6). Lineage: Eukaryota; Metazoa; Chordata; Chondrichthyes; Lamniformes; Lamnidae. Gene Ontology annotation, biological process: tRNA export from nucleus; rRNA processing. The record is from RefSeq and is a predicted model, not a curated record. Gene Ontology annotation, cellular component: small-subunit processome; CURI complex; UTP-C complex. The coding region runs from base 104 to 3463 and encodes 1119 amino acids. The transcript has 26 exons.
GAGGCAGGGGUUCCAAUCAGGCUGAGCGGAACUCAGGGCAGCACGUGUGAAGAGGCUGAGGAACUGCUUCCGGGAAUACCGGUUGUUAAAGCACAAGGGAAAGAUGAAGAGAAAGAGUCCUGAAACUGAUCUACAUGCUGCUGAACAGCAGGAUUUAGAAAAAAUCCAAGAUGCUGGAAACAAUAGUGAUGACGGGGAGAAAGAUGAAGAGAUUGAAAAACCUGGAAAAAGAAGGAAUGUCAUGAAAAAAAAGCAAACAACAGAUGCUGGAGUAAUAGGAGCUGUUAAACUAAGUAAAAGAGAGCUGUAUAAGCCACCAACUAAUGAAGAACUCAAUCAGCUGAAAGAAACGGAGAAUCUUUUUCAUUCCACUCUGCUUAGAAUGCAGAUUGAGGAACUCCUAAAAGAAGUGAAAUUGAAAGAGAAAAAGCGCAAAGCUAUUGACACCUUCCUCCAUGAAGUGAAGAAUUUCCUCAGCAACAUACCAGAAACAAAGCAAGUCGAUGUUACCGACCAAUCUUGGCUUCCAAAAGGUGUGAAAGUUCCAUUUCUUCAAAUGCCAUACAAUAUCAAAGGGAAGUUCCACUUUCUACCUCCUGCCUCUGUAAAAGUUAUUGGAAGUUAUUUACUUGGUACUUCCAUUAAGCCAGAGAUCAAUGUGGAUGUUGCUGUUACAAUGCCAGCAGAAAUCCUCCAAGUGAAGGACAACCUUAACCAGCGAUACCUCAGGAAGCGUGCUCUCUACCUGGCUCAUAUUGCCUAUCAUUUGUCGAAGAACAAGCUCUUUGGAUGUGUGAAGUUUGGUUACUUCAGUAGCAACCACUUGAAACCAAUCUUGUAUCUUUCUCCACAAGGUAAAGAUGAGAAACUGGUAACUGUAAGACUUCAUCCUUGUGCUCCUGCUUCUUUCUUCAAGUUGAGUCGUUUUCAUCCAAGCAAAAACAACGUUCGUGUAUCCUGGUUUCUGGAGCAAGAAUCUGCCCAGGGAGAAAAGGACGAGCCUCCAACGCCUCACUAUAAUAACACCAUACUAAUUGAUCUGGUGAUGGAAAAACAUCUUCAUUUCCUCUUCAAUGCUGCCACUGAUUUCCCAGGAAUGAAAGAUGGAAUUGGAAUUCUUAAAGUGUGGCUCCACCAGAGGGAAUUGAGCAGGGGUUAUGGCUGUUUCAGUGGAUUUCUUGCUUCAAUGUUGGUGGCAUAUUUGCUUUCUAAGCGUAAACUGAACAAAAUGAUGAGUGGGUACCAGGUGCUGCGUAAUGUCCUUCAGUUCUUGGCUGUAACGGAUCUCACUCAAAAUGGCAUCAGUCUUUGCCAAGACACUGACGACUCGGUGCCAUCACUUCAAGACUUUCACGAGGCCUUUGAAGUAGUAUUUGUCGAUCCCUCAGGAUUUGUAAACCUCUGUGCUGAGAUGACUAUAAGCAAAUACAAACAGAUCCAAUAUGAAGCACAGAAGUCAAUGGAAAUUCUUGACAACAAGACCGUGGAUGGAUUUGAAGUACUUUUGAUGACCCGAAAGCCUCUUCUUCAAACAUUUGACCAUGUCUUCCAUCUGAAGAACCUUGUCAAGCUGCAGGAAGGCUGUAAAAAGAUGAAACUUCUCAAUGACUUGAUUGAUCAUGGAGGUAAUUAUAUUGUGACAAUCUUACCUCACCUUCUGUCACUACUAACCCGUGGACUGGGACAGCGGAUUCACCUUCUUACUCACUCUCUUCUUCAAACAUCUGAAUGGCCAAUAAAUGCAGAUCCUCCAAAACACAAGGACAGCAGAUGUUUGUCAUUUGGUGUUUUAUUGAACCCUGCGUUUUCUGCAAAUGUUUUGGAAAAAGGACCUCUGGCUGAUAGUCCUGAGGCAGCAGAAUUCAGGGACUUCUGGGGUGAGAAUUCUGAGCUGAGACGUUUUCAGGAUGGGUCUAUUUGCGAGGCUGUCCUUUGGCAGGGUGACAACAUGUGUGACUGUCGUCUUAUCCCUGGACAAAUUAUUAAACAUCUUCUUCAACUACAUGUGGAUCUACCAAAAUCAUCGUUGUGCUAUGUUGGAGGCUUACUGGACUCUGUCAUCGAGGUAGAAAAAGGGCAUGCAGGGUCCGAGGAGAAGACCAUCAGUGUUGUGCAGUCAUAUGAUGACCUGAGUCGGAAACUUUGGAACCUCAGUGGACUUCCCCUGAAUGUCACAUCAGUGCAAGGGAUUCACCCUGUGUUCCGAUUCACAGAAGUUUUUCCACCAGUGCCAGUGAAACCAGAUUUCUCUUUUUAUGUGAAGGUUAAGAACACCAAAUGCCUGCUUCCUUCAAGUGACAAACCAUGCUCUGUAUAUGUCCCAGCAUUGAAAGUAAUCUGUCACAUGGAAGGAAGUGGGAAAUGGCCCCAAAACAAAGAUGCUAUUCAACGUGUCAAAGCAGCAUUUCACAUACGAUUGGCUGACCUCCUGCACCAACAGCAUCAACUCACUUCCCAGCCUUCAACCACUCACGUGGAUGUGUAUAAGGAUGGUUAUGUUUUUCGAGUUCAAGUAGGAUAUCAUAGAGAACCUCUGAUUCUGAAGGAAAUCCAGACACCAGAUGGCACGCUAAAGUACCGGGACACUGAAGAGUCCUUGCAGCUAGAAUUGGAAACCAUCCAUUUACCUUAUCUAACAAGCACGUUGCAUGGGCUUCAGCAGCAGCAUUCUGCCUACAGUGGAACAUGUCGACUUGCUAAGCGCUGGGUCAGCGCUCAGUUACUCAGUAAUCAUAUUGGUGAAGAGAGUAUUGAUCUGCUUGCAGCCUACCUCUUUACACAGCCUGCACCUUAUUCACCCCCUGCUUCUCCGCAAACAGGCUUCUUUCGCUUUCUGAAUUUGCUAUCUACGUUUGAUUGGAAGAAUAACCCACUAAUUGUGAAUCUGAAUGGUGACAUAAAAGAAACUGAAUAUGCUGAGAUUAAGAAUGACUUUGUGGCUACAAGGACUCAGCAUCCUGUUAUGUUUAUUGCUACACCCAAUGACAGAAAGAAUUCAAUAUGGACGAAAGGACGACCAUCUGCUCCAAUUCUUCAUCGAUUGGCAGAGCUUGCAAGCCAAUCAUUGCGAACACUAGAAAGACAACUGAUGGAUCCAUUGGAUAACCACGAUCUGAAGAUGGUAUUCCGACCACCUUUAGACAUUUAUGAUGUAAUCAUUCACCUGAAUCCCAGACACAUUCCAAGAUAUAGCGAAGCAGUUGACAGGCCGAAAGUAACGUACAGCAGAGGGACGUUAAGGGAUGAUGCGGCAGUCAAAUUUUUUAAAAUGCCAGUGGUGGACCAUGAUCCAGUACAGUAUUAUCUUCAUGAACUGAGGAGCGCUUUUGGAGAGUUUGCACUGUUUUUCUAUGAUACCCAUGGCGGAAGUUUGAUUGCUGUGCUUUGGAAGCCUCAGGCUUUUACACCUCAGCCUUUUAAGGAUGCUGCUUAUAUCUGGACUAGCGACUAUUAUUUCAGCUAACCUCAAAGUUGGGUGUGAGGAAUCCUCUUUCAAUUCAAGUAAAGCAAACUUCUGCCUUGAUGCUGGAAGUCUGAAAUGAAAACAGAAAGCUCUGGAACCAGAUAGCAGAGAAGUCAGGGUCUGUUGCCUGUUUUCUCUACAGACCCUUUUAUUUUCAAGUAUUGAUAUGUCUGUCAACCUUUUGUAUCUAAUUCUGAAGAAGGGCUGACACCUGAAAUGUUAACAUCCUUUCCAUGGAGGCUGAUCAAUGUCCAGCAUUAUUCCUUUUGUUCCACUGCUAUUUUAUUCCAUCUAAAACCUAGUGAUAGC